AUGUCCUCCCAGCAGACAUUUGCCCGACGUCUGCUGGGAGUCCUGCUGGACUUUGAUCACUACAACUCCACUUGCCAAAAGCGGAUUGAUUUUGGUGUCGGUUGUGUAUCAGGAUCAGGAGACCAGUAUGGUUGUGUAUCAGGAUCAGGAGACCAGUAUGGUUGUAUAUCAGGAUCAGGAGACCAGUAUGGUUGUGUAUCAGGAUCAGGGGACCAGUAUGGAUCAGGAGACCAGUAUGGUUGUGUAUCAGGAUCAGGGGACCAGUAUGGUUGUGUAUCAGGAUCAGGGGACCAGUAUGGUUGUGUAUCAGGAUCAGGAGACCAGUAUGGUUGUGUAUCAGGAUCAGGAGACCAGUAUGGUUGUGUAUCAGGAUCAGGGGACCAGUAUGGUUGUGUAUCAGGAUCAGGGGACCAGUAUGGUUGUGUAUCAGGAUCAGGGGACCAGUAUGGUUGUGUAUCAGGAUCAGGGGACCAGUAUGGUUGUGUAUCAGGAUCAGGAGACCAGUAUGGUUGUGUAUCAGGAUCAGGAGACCAGUAUGGUUGUGUAUCAGGAUCAGGAGACCAGUAUGGUUGUGUAUCAGGAUCAGGGGACCAGUAUGGUUGUGUAUCAGGAUCAGGAGACCAGUAUGGUUGUGUAUCAGGAUCAGGAGACCAGUAUGGUUGUGUAUCAGGAUCAGGAGACCAGUAUGGUUGUGUAUCAGGAUCAGGAGACCAGUAUGGUUGUGUAUCAGGAUCAAGAGACCAGUAUGGUUGUGUAUCAGGAUCAGGAGACCAGUAUGGUUGUGUAUCAGGAUCAGGAGACCAGUAUGGUUGUGUAUCAGGAUCAGGAGACCAGUAUGGUUGUGUAUCAGGAUCAGGAGACCAGUAUGGUUGUGUAUCAGGAUCAAGAGACCAGUAUGGUUGUGUAUCAGGAUCAGGAGACCAGUAUGGUUGUAUAUCAGGAUCAGGGGGCCAGUAUGGUUGUGUAUCAGGAUCAGGAGACCAGCGCUGCAACGUUAAACUUUUGUAUGAGAUGCAUAUGACUGACAUGGGCCCAGCUGCUCAUCUGUAA
Molecule: messenger RNA, 1050 nt
Organism: Procambarus clarkii (red swamp crayfish)
Lineage: Eukaryota; Metazoa; Arthropoda; Malacostraca; Decapoda; Cambaridae
Product: keratin-associated protein 6-2-like
Source: RefSeq, a predicted model, not a curated record